Molecule: messenger RNA, 1058 nt
Organism: Camelus dromedarius (Arabian camel)
Lineage: Eukaryota; Metazoa; Chordata; Mammalia; Artiodactyla; Camelidae
Product: olfactory receptor 52N5
Exons: 1
Coding region: 93-1058 (321 amino acids)
Biological process (GO): G protein-coupled receptor signaling pathway
Cellular component (GO): plasma membrane
Molecular function (GO): olfactory receptor activity; G protein-coupled receptor activity
Source: RefSeq, a predicted model, not a curated record
UUCUCAAGGAUGAUCUGAAUUAAAUUUCUAUUUUUUUAGUUUCUUCUCAGGAUAGAGACUUAUGGAGAAAUAGUUUCUCUGUUGAACUAGUUAUGCUGGUUUCCAACAAUUCAUAUAUGACCCCCAAAUCUUUUAUUCUUAAUGGAAUUCCUGGUCUGGAAAGAGCACAUAUAUGGAUCUUUCUCCCACUCUGCACAAUGUACAUCAUCUCCCUCGUGGGAAACCUUGGCCUUGUGUACCUCAUUCAUCAUGAGGAGUCCUUACAUCGUCCAAUGUACUUUUUUCUGGCAAUACUUUCCCUCAUUGACCUCUUUACCUGCACCACUACUCUACUCAAUGCCCUCUGCAUCUUCUGGUUCAAUCUCAAGGAAAUUAAUUUCAAUGCUUGCUUAGCCCAGAUGUUCUUUGUCGAUGGGUUCACAGGUGUGGAGUCUGGUGUGCUCAUGCUUAUGGCCCUGGACCGCUAUGUGGCCAUUUGCUAUCCAUUACGUUAUGCUACCAUACUCACUAACCCUAUCAUUGCCAAAGCUGGGCUUGCCACUUUCCUGAGGGGUGUGUUGCUGAUGAUUCCUUCUCCAUUUUUGGUCAAGCGUUUGCCCUUCUGCCAAAGCAAUAUUGUCUCCCAUACAUAUUGUGACCACAUGUCAGUGGUGAAGUUAUCUUGUGCCAGUAUCAAGGUCAAUGUCAUCUAUGGUCUGAUGGUUGCCCUCCUGAUUGGAGUGUUUGACAUCUGCUGUAUAUCUGUGUCUUACACUAUGAUCCUCCGGGCAGUGGUUAGCCUCUCAUCAGCAGAUGCUCGGCAGAAGGCCUUCAGCACCUGCACUGCCCAUAUAUCUGCCAUCAUUAUCACCUAUGUUCCAGCAUUCUUUACUUUCUUUUCACAUCGUUUCGGAGGACACACCAUUCCCACUUCUCUUCACAUCAUUGUGGCUAAUCUUUAUCUGCUUCUUCCCCCAACUCUGAAUCCCAUUGUUUAUGGAGUAAAGACAAAACAGAUUCGAGACAAUGUCAUAAAGCUCUUCCAGGGUGAGAAAGGUGCAAGUAUUCAGGACAACUGA